Molecule: messenger RNA, 996 nt
Organism: Rana temporaria (common frog)
Lineage: Eukaryota; Metazoa; Chordata; Amphibia; Anura; Ranidae
Gene: BCDIN3D
Product: BCDIN3 domain containing RNA methyltransferase
Exons: 2
Coding region: 107-856 (249 amino acids)
Biological process (GO): miRNA metabolic process; negative regulation of pre-miRNA processing
Cellular component (GO): cytoplasm
Molecular function (GO): O-methyltransferase activity; RNA methyltransferase activity
Source: RefSeq, a predicted model, not a curated record
GGGUGUAGGAACAUGGCCCCUCGCUCUGUAUUCGGCGCUCUGGGUGUAGAAAGAUGGCUACAGCCGGAAGCUCAGCUCCCUGCACGCUGUCAGCAGUUGUGGUGUUAUGGCAGAUCUGGAGGACCCUGGCGCUGCUCCAUACGGGAAUUUCCCCAACUACUACACCUUCCAUCCGCCGGAGAACCGACUCAGCCUCCUUCCCCCGGGACAUCUGCUGGAGCUCCUGAACCGACAGGGGGGAGGGGAGGCGCCUCUGCUGGGCCUGGACGUGGGAUGUAACACCGGAGAGCUCAGUAUUGGUUUAUAUAACCAUCUCUUACAACCAAAGGGGAGUUCGGAGGCCCUUCAAGAUGUCCACUUCUUGUGCUGUGACAUUGACCCAGAUCUGAUCAGUAGAGCCAAGACUGGAAACCCCUUCCCCGAUACCAUCACAUUCUCUUCUCUGGAUAUCAUGGACACCUCAUCACUGGACAUCUUCCAAAAAUUCCUGGAAAAGUUUGGCCAAGCCAGGUUUGACGUUGGAUUUUGUAUGUCAAUAACCAUGUGGAUCCAUCUAAAUCAUGGUGACCACGGACUGGUAGACUUCCUUAAGAAGCUAACAACACUGUGUGACUAUCUGCUAGUAGAGCCUCAGCCAUGGAAGUGUUAUAGGUCAGCGGCCCGGCGUCUCCGCAAGCUCGGGAGACAAGACUUUGAUCACUUCCACACACUGGCCAUCCGUGGAGAUAUGACAGAAGAAAUCAUUAACAUCCUGACCAGACACUGCAAUAGUCGGCUUGUUCAUCGUUUUGGUAAUACAAGUUGGGAUCGAAGUCUUUUAUUGUUUAAAAACAAAUCAACAAAAUUACCCAGCUAGAGUUUUAUGCAUUUUUUUUUUUUUUAUUAUUUUUAUUUUUUAAAGUGAUUUUUGCAAAAAUGUUAUAUAUUAAAAUAAAUAUACUUUUAAUAUACAGUGUAUUUCAUGAACUCUAAAACUUCAGAACUGUAUAUGGUAAA